UUGAACAGUAAAUAUGCUCUCUCAACUCCUCGUCGCAGGCUACCUCGUGCUCUUUGCGGCGGCAACUCCGUUGACCGUCAGCCAGAGCCCGGUGACGGUCCCGCUGGCCCGUCGCUUCAACGCGACCGGACCGAAAACGAUUAUGGAGAGUGACCAGGCGAGAACGAAAUUCCUCAAGCAGGGUGCCAUGCAAAAGAUCACCAAUGCCGCUGUUUCCGACACUAUCCCUGUCGCCGAUCCCACAACUCACACCGGAGUCCAGUACACUGUGCUUACUCAGGUCGGCAGCGAUCCGACCACUUACGCUCUUAUUUUGGACAUUGGCAGUGCCAACACUUGGCUCGGCGCGGAUUUCCCUUACGCAGUAACGUCUUCCUCCCACGAUACUGGUGUGGAGAUGUUUGUCCAGUACGCCACUGGAUCCUUCUUCGGCGAAGAAUUCCUCGAUCAGCUGUUCUUCGCAUCAUUCAUGACGAUUCCACAGCAAGCUAUCGGUGUUGCCUCGUCUUCUGAAGGCUUCGAAGGAGUGGACGGCGUCUUGGGUCUCGGACCAGCCGGUCUUACCGCAGGUACCACCUCUAACGGCGCGUUGGUGCCUACGGUCCUGGACAAUGCGUUUUCUCUGGGUCUCAUCGAAUCAAAAGAACUUGGUAUUUUCUUAGAGCCGGUGACUAGCGUCUUGCCUGCGAUUGGGGUGCUCUCCUGCGGUGGCGUCGAUCCAAGUGCGACUCUUUUCAAUGGUGACAUUCUCUUCGUGCCAAUUACCACUACUUCUCCUGCUAAUCAAUUUGUGGGGAUCGACCAAUCCGUGGCCUACGGAUCCACCACCAUCCUCAGUGAGACCGCCGGCAUUGUCGACACUGGUACCACCCUCCUCCUUCUGGCCUCCGAUGCCUUCGCUGCCUAUCAACAGCUCACGGGCGCGGUGCUCGAUCCGACCACGGGUCUGCUAAGCCUCACUCCUGCGCAGUUCGCCAAUUUGCAGAGCCUGUUCUUCAAUAUCGGUGGUACUACAUAUGAGUUCAUCCCGAACGCGCAAAUUUGGCCUCGUUUCCUGAACGCCGAAAUCGGCGGUGCUGCGGACGGCAUCUAUCUCAUUAUCGGGAAUAUUGGCUCGCCCUCGGGUGAGGGUCUGGACUUCGUUAACGGCGUCGUAUGGCUGGAGAGGUUCUACUUUCUCUGGGACGCUGGUAACAACCAGGCAGGAUUUGCGACGACGCAGUUCACCGAUGCGACGACCAACUGAGGCUACUUCGGGUGCUGUCUAUGUGAGCUCGUGAUUUUUCUUGUCGGAAAACGGAAGCAUUGUAUUUGUGUAAUAUUUCGAUAAGGAAAUCACGGCCUUAGGCUCGGCGUCUGCAGACGCGGCCAAGCGCUUUGCGCCAAGUUGAA
This is a messenger RNA of Phanerochaete carnosa HHB-10118-sp, 1392 nucleotides long. RefSeq lists its product as uncharacterized. NCBI's taxonomy places the organism in Eukaryota, Fungi, Basidiomycota, Agaricomycetes, Polyporales, Phanerochaetaceae. Gene Ontology annotation, biological process: proteolysis. The transcript is spliced from 11 exons. The record is from RefSeq and is a predicted model, not a curated record. Gene Ontology annotation, molecular function: aspartic-type endopeptidase activity. The coding region runs from base 14 to 1246 and encodes 410 amino acids.